Molecule: messenger RNA, 1569 nt
Organism: Hansenula anomala
Lineage: Eukaryota; Fungi; Ascomycota; Saccharomycetes; Phaffomycetales; Wickerhamomycetaceae
Exons: 1
Coding region: 1-1569 (522 amino acids)
Biological process (GO): transmembrane transport
Molecular function (GO): transmembrane transporter activity
Source: RefSeq, a predicted model, not a curated record
AUGCAAUCAGGAGAAUCUAUUGAAAAACCAGCAGUGGAUCACGCUGAUUGGGCUGACUAUAACAGUGCAGAGAGUGAAAGUGCAGCAAACCAUCAUGAGAUUAUCUUCCACAGAAAACACAUUACUCCAGAGCAUGAAGCUUUUCUAUUAAAACAUCAUGGUCGUACUGAUUUAAAUCCAUUACCAUCACAAGAUCUUAAUGAUCCUUUGAAUUGGCCCGAAUGGCGUAAAAAUGCACAACUUGCACUUGUUGCCUUCCAUUCAUUCAGUACAACAUUUAUUGCUAGUGGUGUCAUUCCAGCUUAUUCGAAUUUUGCAGAAGAUUAUGGUGUCUCAUUACAUGCUUGUACUUAUUUUACAUCCUGUCAAAUUUUAAUGUUGGGUUGUAUUCCAAUUUUUUUCACUCCCAUUAUGGUUAAAUAUGGUCAAAUCAAGAUUUUCCUAAUAAGUACAUUAGGAUCUUGUGUUUUCAAUAUUGGUUGUAUCUUUUGUAAAACUUAUGGAGCUCAACUAGCUUGCAGAAUCAUGUGUGCAGUUUUCAUUAGUCCAGGUGUUGCAAUGGGUGGUACAAUUGUUCAUGAUGUUACAUUUGCUCAUGAAAGAGCUGCAAAGACUGGAUGGUGGUCGUUAUUAUACACUUUGGGGGUUCCCGCUGGUCCCUUAUUUAUGGGAUUUGUUGUCACUCAAACUGGUCAUUGGCAAUAUAUGUUUGUUGUCUUUGCAGCUACAAAUUUUAUUCAAUUUUUGGUUUAUUUAUUUGCUGGUGAUGAAACGGCUUAUGACCGCUCAAAAGUUCAGACUGAUGAGGUUAUUGAAGCUAAAGGUUAUUGGAGCAAUCUUGUCACCAAGUUAUACAAAUCUCAUAAUUACCAUCCUGAAAUGAAUCUACUUUCACUAAAAGUGUACUUGCACCCUAUUAUACUGUCAAUCAAAAACUAUAAAGUCUCUGUUGCUGCUGUGUCUUAUGGUAUUAUAUUUGGUUAUUCAAACGUUGCAUGCUCGGUUGAACUUCCAUCAGUUUUCGUUACAAAGUUUGGAUUUGAUGCUCAACAAAUUGGUUUACAAAAUAUUGCAGUGAUCAUUGGUAGUUUCAUCGGUGAGAUUAUUGGUGGGAAAUUAUCUGAUAUCUUCAUGGCUUAUUGUGUCAAAAAGCGCUCUGGCGGUGAUAAAGAAAUUGUCCAUAAGAAGAUCGAAGAUAGAUUUUGGAUUGCAUACUUUGGUUAUGUUAUGGCAGUUGUUGGAUUAAUUGUCUUUGGUGUUCAAACUCAAAAUGCAAGACAAGAUCAUUGGAACGUUACUCCUCUUGUUGGUCUAUGCUUGACAUCACUAGGUAACCAAGUUGUUACAACUACAAUGAUUACAUAUGCUAUUGAUUCAGAUACUGCUAAUGCAACUCAUAUCAGUUUAUUUAUUGUGUGGUUAAGACAAGUCAUUGGUUUCGUUGGUCCUUUCUAUUUCACUGCUAUGUUUAACAAUUUGGGUUUUGCUACAAGUUUUGGUAUCAUGGCAGCUAUCGAAGGAUUUGUCGCAUUAGGAAUAGUUAUUGUCACACAUAUCAUCAAUAGAUGA